AUGAAUGAAAGACUCGAUGAAGACAAAAAAGAAAAUAAAACGAUCAAAUUUACUUCGCUCAAUAGAGUAAUUGAUUCUAUUUUCUUACUUAAUAAACAAGUGAAUGAACAAAAUUCAGCAAUAGUAGUUAAAGCAAAAGAAAUUAAAGCUUCAGAACUCAAAGAUCCUCUAAAAUAUGUACCACCACGUCAAGGUAGCAGAGUAAAAAUUCAAAAAAAAGUUUAUAAUGCAUUGGAAGUUGCUUGUAAACCCAUUUCUGUAGACGAUAUCCAAAAAACUCAAAAGCACCUUGCUAUCUUAGAAAAAUUGGAUGCUUGCCCAUAUAUUAUUAAAUUUCAUGGGCUAUCGGAAAUUUCUACAGAAAAAGUAAUGGUUUUUGAAUGGGCAGAGCUUGGAACUUUAAAAAAUGUUUAUAAAAAUUAUAAGAUUGAUUGGGAGGCAAAGAUUUCUAUUGCAAGAGAUAUUUGUCGUGGUUUAGCUUUUUUGCAAUCAGUAAAGAUUUUGCACCAUGAUAUUCGAUGUGAAAACGUAUUAAUUAAUGAGAACAUACAACCAAAACUUACCAAUUUCAAAUUUGCCCGUGAAUUUCAUGCUAAUACUACUCAAAUUGAUGAUAUAAAUGCUCUGAUACAUUGGUUAGCACCGGAAAAAUUAAGUCAUAUUUCAGCAGAACAGGACAAAAAGCCUAAAAAAGCGGAUGAUUGCAGAUAUACCAUUCAAUGUGAAAUUUUUAGUUUUGGAAUGCUUCUUUGGGAACUUGCUUUUCAAAAAAUACCAUACGACGGUAUGAGUAUGUUGGAUGUACAAAAAUAUGUUCUAAAAGGCAAAAGAGAGACAUUGAAUUUCGGAUUAAGUCCUCAUCCAAUUCAAAGAGAAUUUGGUGAAAUUAUUAAACUUGCUUGGCAACAAGAUCCAUCAUUACGUCCAGGAAUCCAACUUCUCUUUAACAAGUUACAGGAGUCAUAUGAGAAAAAUGUAUUAUCAAACAAAGGUUCUCCAUUAAUACGUCCGUUAAAGGAAAAUACUACCGAAAUUACUACAGGAGAUGCGGAUUUAGAUAGUUUAUGUCUUUCGGAUUCUGAAGAUCAAAAUGAAUCAGUUAUACAAAUCGUUGUACCAUUAAUUCCAGUUAAGGAAGGUUUACAAGCUCAUAAAGAAGGCAAUCAUAAGAAAGCUUGGGAAUGCUUUGAAGCAAAUGCAAAU
Messenger RNA from Rhizophagus irregularis DAOM 181602=DAOM 197198, 1203 nucleotides. RefSeq lists its product as uncharacterized. Gene Ontology annotation, molecular function: protein binding; ATP binding; protein kinase activity. The record is from RefSeq and is a predicted model, not a curated record. Lineage: Eukaryota; Fungi; Glomeromycota; Glomeromycetes; Glomerales; Glomeraceae. Gene Ontology annotation, biological process: cell surface receptor signaling pathway; protein phosphorylation.